Messenger RNA from Cucurbita moschata (crookneck pumpkin), 1509 nucleotides. Its product is annotated as serine--glyoxylate aminotransferase. Gene Ontology annotation, cellular component: peroxisome. The transcript has 6 exons. The record is from RefSeq and is a predicted model, not a curated record. Gene Ontology annotation, molecular function: L-alanine:glyoxylate transaminase activity; L-serine:pyruvate transaminase activity. Bases 181 to 1386 code for a protein of 401 amino acids. Lineage: Eukaryota; Viridiplantae; Streptophyta; Magnoliopsida; Cucurbitales; Cucurbitaceae.
UUUGGUGUGGGUGACGCCUAAGUGGAGCUCACAUCUUCCAUUCUCUCUUAUAACACACAAAUUCCCACCUCUCUACUCUUCUUUGUCAGUUCCCACUUUCUCUCUGCUCCAACUUUCACGGAAAUCAUUCAUUCUAUUUCUCUCUCAAGCUGAUAAGGGAGAGAACUUAGAGAAGGAAAAAUGGAUUAUGUUUACGCACCUGGAAAAAACCAUCUCUUUGUCCCGGGGCCGGUGAACAUACCCGAACCCGUUCUGCGGGCAAUGAACCGAAACAAUGAGGAUUAUCGUUCUCCUGCUAUUCCUGCAAUGACAAAAACUCUUCUUGAGGAUGUGAAAAAGAUUUUCAAAUCAACUGCUGGAACCACGUUUCUGAUUCCCACUACAGGUACUGGUGCUUGGGAAAGCGCUCUUACGAACACGCUUUCUCCUGGAGAUAGGAUUGUGUCCUUUCUGAUUGGCCAGUUCAGCCUUCUCUGGAUUGAUCAGCAGCAGCGCCUCAACUUCAACGUCGAUGUUGUGGAGAGUGAUUGGGGCCAGGGUGCCAAUCUUGAUGUCCUGGAAUCUAAGCUUGCAUCUGAUGGUGCACACACAAUCAAGGCAAUUUGCAUUGUCCACAACGAGACAGCCACCGGUGUCACCAACGACCUGUCAAAAGUUCGGUUCCUACUCGAUAAGUACAAGCAUCCAGCUCUUUUACUAGUCGACGGAGUGUCUUCGAUAUGUGCACUUGAUUUUCGGAUGGAUGAAUGGGGAGUCGACGUCGCUUUAACCGGUUCCCAGAAGGCUCUGUCUCUCCCUACAGGAAUUGGAAUCAUAUGUGCCAGCCCCAAAGCAUUAGAGGCAUCCAAAAAUUCAAAAUCAGUGAAGGUCUUCUUUGACUGGAAAGACUAUCUCAAGUUCUACAAACUAGGAACAUACUGGCCAUACACUCCUUCCAUUCAGCUCUUGUAUGGACUAAGAGCAGCUCUGGAUCUACUUUUCGAGGAAGGUCUCGACAAUGUGAUCGCUCGACACAGCCGACUCGGCAAAGCAACAAGGCUUGCUGUGGAGGCUUGGGGGUUGAAGAACUGUACACAAAAGGAGGAAUGGUUCAGUGACACAGUGACUGCAGUGCUUGUUCCUUCUUACAUUGAUAGCUCAGAAAUUGUGAGAAGGGCAUGGAAAAGGUACAAUUUGAGCUUGGGACUUGGCCUGAACAAAGUUGCUGGCAAAGUUUUCAGAAUUGGACACCUUGGAAACCUUAAUGAGUUGCAACUGUUGGGAUGUCUUGCUGGGGUGGAGAUGAUACUGAAGGAUGUAGGGUACCCUGUUAAACUGGGGAGUGGAGUUGCUGCAGCUAGUGCAUACUUGCAGAAUAACAUCCCUCUCAUUCCUUCAAGGAUUUAAUGUAUCUGCCAUGCCCAUAUGUAAUUAAUUUCCAUUCUCUUCACCACCAAUUCUCUGUAAAAACAUCUCAAUAUGCUACUUCUGUUAUACAUUUCAAUUUACUCGGUUUGAUUACCUUGGCAA